Messenger RNA from Cataglyphis hispanica, 2474 nucleotides. It is a transcript of the gene CycY, whose product is annotated as cyclin-Y. Gene Ontology annotation, cellular component: plasma membrane. Gene Ontology annotation, biological process: regulation of cyclin-dependent protein serine/threonine kinase activity; regulation of canonical Wnt signaling pathway. The transcript is spliced from 5 exons. Gene Ontology annotation, molecular function: protein kinase binding; cyclin-dependent protein serine/threonine kinase activator activity. Lineage: Eukaryota; Metazoa; Arthropoda; Insecta; Hymenoptera; Formicidae. The record is from RefSeq and is a predicted model, not a curated record. The coding region runs from base 661 to 1689 and encodes 342 amino acids.
CUAUAACGAACAAACCAUGCAAUCGUAGUGGAAAUUGAUGGAAGUCGGUAGGAAAAUUGGGUUGUGUGCAAUUCGUGGGAGCGCUUUCGCGAGCGAAACCGAACGUUCCAAGGGGGGUAAACGCGCGACGAGAAUGGAAUUAUUGUGCGGUGACAAUGAACCGCGUUACGAAUCGCAGCAACGGACGAUCGUGUAAUUUACUAGGUUUUGUUAAACGUAAGAUUGGGAAUAAGAUCGGCCGGUGUGGCUCCGAGCCUCCGAGGCGUCUCAUUCUCUGACAAUCCACUCCGGAUAAACAAUCGUCUUUCCUACGGAGAGCUCUCUUCUUCUCGGCGAGAAACGGAGCGAAGUAUCGUCGCGAUUGCGAGGGGCUCGAUAUCACGAGUCGUUUGGCGAGUUGUUCGCACCGACAUGAAUCAGACGAGCGGGCGGACGAGUCGCGUUACCAGUCAUACGAGCGGCCCCGUCAGCUGAUCGUUAUUAAACAACGAGAUGUGAGGUAGUGCGAGCUAAUUCUUCUCUAGUCGAACGUACGCAUCACGAUUUCAAUUAUUCGCGGCCUGGAUUCCUCCGCAUGCAUUAAGUGACUUGAGUGGGACUCGCGCGCCAAGUAGAAGAGCAGGGGCACUGGCCGAUCGUAACUAAAAUUUACAUGGCAACAUGGGGAACAAGAAUAGCUGCUGCGUGUACUCCAGUCCGCAAGUCGGACGCAAGGAGAUUGGGCCCGAGAGUGCUACGCGCAAUCUGGAGGAACACUUGCCGGAGGGCGGGAUCAGCGUUAAUAAUUUGCAACAUAUCAGUGAACGCGAGCCGGAAGACUGGGACUCCGAUCCGUCAUUGCAUCCGUGCGCGGGAACUAUUUUUAUGGAACGUUCGAAACAGGCUAUAGAAAACGGCAUGGUGAGGAAAAAGAGCCAACAUCAGAUAGCGGAUACAAGGCCUUUGAAAAAGAGUAGUAGCUGCAGUACAAUAUAUCUAGAUGACAGCACGGUUUCACAACCUAAUUUGAAAAAUACUGUCAAAUGUGUUGCCUUAGCCGUUUAUUAUCAUAUUAAGAAUAGAACUUCACAGCGACAAAUUGAUAUAUUUGAUGAAAAGCUACACCCAUUGACGAGAGAUGGUGUUUCAGAGGAUUAUGAUAAACACAAUCCAGAGCACAAACAAAUAUAUAAAUUUAUAAGGACUCUAUUUAACGCCGCUCAGCUCACAGCUGAAUGUGCCAUCAUAACACUGGUUUAUCUUGAGCGCCUACUUACCUAUGCAGAAAUUGAUAUAACACCAGCUAAUUGGAAACGGAUAGUGUUAGGUGCUAUUUUAUUAGCAUCUAAGGUUUGGGACGAUCAAGCAGUAUGGAAUGUAGACUAUUGUCAAAUACUAAAAGAUAUUACAGUGGAAGAUAUGAAUGAAUUAGAGAGACAAUUUUUGGAGAUGCUGCAAUUCAACAUAAAUGUUCCUUCAAGUGUAUAUGCCAAAUAUUACUUUGAUCUUCGUACACUUGCAGAAGCGAACGAAUUAACAUUCCCUAGCGAACCUCUUAGUAAAGAAAAGGCACAGAAGUUAGAAGCUAUGUCUAGAGUUUACGAAGAUAAGGUUACAGCUGAAGCUCUACGUACCGGUAUUAAAAAAUGGUCCAGCUUAGACAAUGUAUGCAUAGGUGGACCUAGACGUAGCAUUGCUAUUUUAUCCUAAAUAUAAUAUAAGGAUAUACAUGCGGAUAUAUUUCAACACAGACACAUGAUUAAUAUUCAGAUUUUAAAGAUUUCGUUUGCAAUUACAAAAACUUAAUUUCUAAAUUUAAUUAUUGCAGUGUCUCCUAGUUAUAAGACCGUUGCUCGAGAUCAGCCAUUUUCUUACAUUACAAUCGAGGCGCGGAUCUUUUAUACCUUUCAGGACAUUUUAUGAAUCUUGCCAGCAACUUGUCCAGGAGAGUGAACAAGAUAAAACGAUAUUUUACGAUGUCGGCUAUUUUAGCUUUCGACAUCGGAUAUGAUUCAAGAUUCGCUUGCUCGAGAAAAGAGGAGAGUAAGCGCGAUCUUACAUAAUGAAAGUCGGUCUUAUAACCGGAAGAUGCUCUCUGUGUAUAUGUACUCUAAAAUUUAGAUACCUCUCAAUUCGUUGUAAUUUCUAAUGCAUUAUUUUUAUUAUCUACGCAUUAGAGAAUUGAGAGGAAUUUUAAUAGAAAACAAAUUUCAUAUUUAUCGGCUUUUUUUAUUCUUAAUUUAAACAAUUCCUAUUCUUCGAUUAAUUCGAUUAAUCACAUUAUAUUGUUAAUUAAGAAAAACUAGAGCUAUUAUAAUCUUGUUUAUCAUAUAUUGAUGAAUAUAUUUCUAUUGCUUAUGGAAAGAUUCUACUGUCUGGGACCUUGUAAUGUGGAUAUAAUAAAGCAUACGAGAAUGAAGCGCAUUAACGAAACAAACGGUGAGAAGAGAAAAGUCGUUUUAUAUAUAUAUAUAUAUAUAUAUAUAUAUAUAUAU